AUGCCGGAUAUUGUCGUGGAGACUUUCAUCGAUCUUUUCGAAUUGAAAAUUAUUGCAAGUUAUUUUGCUCAGAAAACCCCCAAAAAUGUUCUCCGCUUUCCAGAUGAUCCCUUUCCGAACUCUCACUGUCGCUCCACUGACGCUCAAAGUUUCCGACAACGUAUCCCCUGCCUCCCUCUCUUUUCGAUUGGAAAUGUUUAUUUUUCCAGGUCUGGGCCCGUCUUCUCCGUCUCCCCGGUGUACGCAGCACAAUCACAGAGAGGGGAGAGGUGAAAAUCGAGAACAAUCGACUCGUCAUCAAAAUCGGACACAUGACUCAUUCGGUAAAUGGUUAUGAAACGCCCACACAAAGGGACCAACCGUCUUUUCAGAUUCUCCAACUCAUUCUCGAACAAGACCAUACCGCUAAACUUUAUUUCCCUCUCAUGCGCUUUUAG
Messenger RNA from Caenorhabditis sp. 36 PRJEB53466, 437 nucleotides. NCBI's taxonomy places the organism in Eukaryota, Metazoa, Nematoda, Chromadorea, Rhabditida, Rhabditidae. The record is from the annotation of a GenBank genome assembly.